AAGGGGACUAUCUUCCAGUGGCAGGCCCUUCGAUAAAAUCAGGAACUUGCGCUGGCCCUGCAAUGUCAAGGGAGGGGGCUCACGCAGGGCUCCUGUAGCGCAGGGGGCAGGCCCGAGCCCUGCGCCCUCCAGUCCGUCCGGCCCCCGACGGGGCUUCCCAUCCCAAGGGGCUCCGCACUGGCCCCCACCGAGGCAGGGGACCUGACCGGCUCGGAGCUCGGCUGGAUGUUACAGGCGUGCAAAAUGGAAGGGUUUCCCCUCGUCCCCCCUCAGCCAUCGGAAGACCUGGUUCCCUACGACACAGAUCUGUACCAGCGCCAGACGCACGAGUAUUACCCCUAUCUCAGCAGUGAUGGAGAAAGCCACAGCGACCAUUACUGGGACUUCCACCCGCACCACAUGCACAGCGAGUUCGAGAGCUUCGCCGAGAACCACUUCACGGAGCUGCAGAGCGUGCAACCCCCACAGCUGCAGCAGCUCUACCGCCACAUGGAGCUGGAGCAGAUGCACGUGCUGGACACCCCCAUGGCGCCCACCCACGCCGGCCUUGGCCACCAGGUGCGUGCGGCCGGCCCGGCCCACGGGAGCCCCCUGCCUGCGGUCCCCUACCUUCCCCGCAUGUGCCUCCCGUACCCCUCCCUGUCUCCGGCCCAGCCCAGCACGGACGAGGAGGAGGGCGAGCGGCAGAGCCCCCCGCUGGAGGUGUCUGACGGGGAGGCCGAGAGCCUGGAGCCGGGGCCGGGCCUCCUGCACGGGGAAACAGGCAGCAAGAAGAAGAUCCGCCUGUACCAGUUCCUGCUCGACCUGCUCCGCAGCGGCGACAUGAAGGACAGCAUCUGGUGGGUGGACAAGGACAAGGGCACCUUCCAGUUCUCGUCCAAGCACAAGGAGGCGCUGGCACACCGCUGGGGCAUCCAGAAGGGCAACCGGAAGAAGAUGACCUACCAGAAGAUGGCCCGCGCGCUGCGCAACUACGGCAAGACGGGCGAGGUCAAGAAGGUCAAGAAGAAGCUCACCUACCAGUUCAGCGGGGAGGUGCUGGGCCGCGGGAGCCUGGCCGAGCGGCGCCACCCGCCCCACUGAGCCCUGUGAGCCAGCGACCUGACCUGCCGGCCUGCCGGGCCUCCCUGCUGGCCAUAGCAUUAACCCCUCACCUGGCCCGGACACGGGGAGGAAAGCUCCCAGGGGCCAGGGCAGGACUGUGGCGGGCCGGGCCUCACCUCUCCACCCACACCCUCCUCCUCCGAGUCCCCGCCCCUUGUCCCUGCUCCACCUCCCACUGGACUCAAACCGCUGCUCUGACAGGCGCCUGGGUGUUCAACUAGCCUGGAAGGGGUCUGCCUUGCUUUAGUACGGCCAGGUGCUUCCUUGGGAGUUUGAAGCCCCCCACUGGUGUAAACGGACCGAUGCUUCUGAGCACCUCUCCCUCCUCACAACCUCUCCCUUUAGCUUCCUCAAGGAGCCCUCAUUAAAGUUAUUCUGGUGACUGCUCUUGCA
Molecule: messenger RNA, 1497 nt
Organism: Phyllostomus hastatus (greater spear-nosed bat)
Lineage: Eukaryota; Metazoa; Chordata; Mammalia; Chiroptera; Phyllostomidae
Gene: SPI1
Product: Spi-1 proto-oncogene
Exons: 5
Coding region: 226-1083 (285 amino acids)
Biological process (GO): regulation of transcription by RNA polymerase II; cell differentiation
Cellular component (GO): nucleus
Molecular function (GO): DNA-binding transcription factor activity, RNA polymerase II-specific; sequence-specific DNA binding
Source: RefSeq, a predicted model, not a curated record